Owenia fusiformis is the source of this 868-nucleotide messenger RNA. The record is from the annotation of a GenBank genome assembly. NCBI's taxonomy places the organism in Eukaryota, Metazoa, Annelida, Polychaeta, Sabellida, Oweniidae.
UCCCAUUGACUCCCAUGUUAAAACCUCUUGAAAUGUGAACUACUGCUUAUCUGAAAACUUUUGUUUGUCUCAGAGGUGUUUAAACUACACAGGUUUUAUUGUAUAUACAGGUUUUUAUGUAUAUACAGGUAUGUAGAAGUAAGUAGGACAACAACAAGAAUGUCUUCAAGUCCAUCGAAAUCCAAUGUUGUAUCUAAAUCAACCCAUAAAAGACAAAUUGCUAAAAAGACCAAAACUGUUUAUGUGUCCAAGCUACACUGUAAGCCAGUAGGGCCAAAUGAAGACCUUGUCAAAGGACAAGACUUUGAAAAACAUCUGAGUCAGUACUAUUACCAGGUAGAAGGGCCUAAUAGUAGUAUGAGAUGUGGACCAACAGGAUUCCACAAUGGCUGUGAUAAGACCCUACAUAAAGGACCCAAUAGAACUUUACAUAAAGGGCCCAACAAAGAAAAUGUUAAAGGUCCUAUGCAUCAAAUUAAAUCAAAUCAAAUGCAUCACAUUAAAGGAAAACUUCUUCAUACAACAGCAAUGUAAAAUGGACUUAUUCAAAUCACCUUAGAAGGCAAACAGUAUAACAAACAGUAUAACUGUAAAAUUCUAAAUACUGUAGUAUACAAUAAUACACAAACACUGGGAAACUGCUCAUGGCUCUUGGCAUUUAAGACAAAAAUUCUUGAAACAAGAAUGUGGCUUGCAAUAACUUAUUUAAAUACUUAAACACAAGCAUUAAAAAUAAUUUCAUUUCCAAUACUUUCAUUAUGCUCCUUUAAAAGAAGGCUUCAUCUGUACUCUGAGUAAGAGAUAAAAGAGUCAAUAAGAAUACACUUAAUGGUGUUGUUUUAAUAGUAUCUAUCAUGUAUGAAAUGUA